Molecule: messenger RNA, 4427 nt
Organism: Centropristis striata (black sea bass)
Lineage: Eukaryota; Metazoa; Chordata; Actinopteri; Perciformes; Serranidae
Gene: gnl1
Product: guanine nucleotide binding protein-like 1
Exons: 12
Coding region: 136-1959 (607 amino acids)
Molecular function (GO): GTPase activity; GTP binding
Source: RefSeq, a predicted model, not a curated record
AUAUGGCGUCACUGAAAAGUGUAGGAGUCGAGAAACUUCACCCAUGUAAAUAACGUCAAGAAGAAAGCAGUGUGACAAGCUGUAGAUAGCAAUACGCAGUACAGCUGUAUAUAUUAACCAGCUUGCUUUAUAACUAUGCCCCGGAAAAAGCCAUUUAGCAACAAACAGAAGAAGAAACAGCUACAAGUCAAACGGGAGAGAAAGAGAGGUGACACGGGAUCAGGGCCGAGCAGCCGCAAUGCCAGCGUGGAGCGAGGAGAUCGACAGUCGGACACCUCAGACAGUGAGACCACAGAUGUUAGGAGAAUAAAUCAACAGCCCUUCGGCAGAGAAGGUAGAUACGAUCCCAAUAGGUUCCGACUGCACUUUGAGAAAGAGAGUAAAGAGGACGUCGAAAAGAGGAAGAAGUUGGCCAGGGAGAAAGUACUGCAGCCAGUCUCGGAUAAAGAACAUGAGACCAGCAUAGAAGACCUCUACCCCUCAGAGAAAGGUCUUGGUUUCCCACGACGGCCGUCCUGGAGUUAUGAGAUGACACGAGAGAACCUGCUGAGGAAAGAGGAGAAGUCGUACAGAGAAUACCUGGAUGACCUGCACUCCAGAAACCCAGCUGGCUCUCUCAGCCACUUUGAGCACAAUCUGGAGACAUGGAGGCAGUUAUGGAGAGUGUUGGAGAUGUCAGACGUCAUCCUGCUCAUCGUGGACAUCAGGCACCCGGUGCUGCAGUUCCCUCCAGCUCUGUACCACUACAUCACAGGAGAUCUGCAGAAGCAGGUGGUCCUCGUGUUGAACAAAGCCGACCUGUGUCCUCCCCCACUGGUGAUCGCCUGGAAACACUACAUGACCUCCCAGUUCCCCCACCUGCAAAUAGUCUGCUUUACCUCCCACCCGGGACAGCCCUACAGCACAGUGCUUCAGAAGAAGCGGAUGAGAAGGAAGGCUGACUGGAGUCACGCUGGCGGUCCUUUAGAUAUCCUGAAGGCCUGUCAGGACAUCACAGCAGGGAAAGUUGACCUAUCCAGCUGGGAGCAGAAGAUUAAGAGAGAUGCUGUUGCUGAGCGACUGGAUGGCGAACCGCCUGACGAAGGAGCAGAGUCGGUGCUGAUGGAGCACCAUACUGACAGCACUAUGGAGAUGAGCAGCCCAUCCCAGGAGCUGUACAAAGAUGGGGUUCUCACACUGGGCUGCAUAGGCUUUCCAAAUGUUGGUAAGUCCUCAGUUAUAAACAGCCUGGUGGGGAGGAAGGUGGUGAGUGUGUCUCGAACCCCAGGCCACACCAAAUACUUCCAGACCUACUACCUCACCCCGACAGUGAAACUCUGUGACUGCCCUGGACUGGUUUUUCCCUCCCGUGUCAAUAAACAGUUGCAGAUUCUGGCGGGCAUAUACCCGGUGUCUCAGCUGCAGGAGCCCUACAGCUCAGUUGGUUAUCUGUGUGAAAGGACUCCAUUCCUCUCAGUGCUGAAGCUCAAACAUCCCAGUUUGCUGGAUCAGAAACCUCAUGAAAAACAGGAUCCUGAAGAGCACAGCUGGACUGCCUGGGAUGUGUGUGAGGCAUGGGCAGACAGGAGAGGCUAUAAGACCGCAAAAGCAGCUCGCCACGAUGUUUACCGAGCAGCUAACAGUCUCCUGCGGUUGGCAAUUGAUGGCAGAUUGUGCCUCUGCCUCAGACCACCUGGCUACAGCUGCCUGAGAGAGCACUGGGAAAAUCACCCAGACCUGCCGGAGAUUAUGGCUCUGCAAGGGAGGAUGACAGAGGAGGAAGGAACAGGGGAGAGGGACGAUGAUGACGACGGAGAGUCCAGCACCGAGCCAGAGGAAGAGAGAGACCGGGACGCAGACGAUGAUGAGGAUGGAGAUGAUGAAGAUGAAGGGUUUGGACAUCCAAGACGGGAAGAAGAUAAGUCAUCUGGCUUCACUGUCAACAUGUACAAUGUCCUUCGGGAAAAUGAAUGCGAGUAAUAAUAAGCAGGAAGUUGCAACUUCUGCCCGUUAAUCCCAGUGCACUUUUCAUUCCUUUUCCCCCCUAAAUCUGCAUUCCUUCUUAUUUUUUUCUUGCAUCUCCCCUUCUCAUGCCAUCACCUUCUCUGUACAUUAACAUGAACUAUUCUAAUUAAUCCUCCCCAUUCCCUUCUCUCUAUAAUAUACAGAGCAUAUUCAUGUACUCCAUGCUGUGCCUCUGCUCUGCUUGUUCUUUAGUGUUGCUUCUAGGAAUGGGUUUGGUUUGAAUUUUUUUUUUUUUCUUUUUUGCAUGUAGUUCCUCAGAAGCGAAUGAACAAAAUAACUUCCCUCAGUCUGGAAUAAUCAACCAACUGGUUUUCAAUCUCUUUAUUGAUAAGUGACUUCACAGCUGAGAUGCCAAAGUUCAGGAAAUAGAUGAUAAAACAAAUCAGAUGCACUGUCGAUAUGAUGUCAUUCACUGGAGAAGCCAUUUGGCUCUCAGAGCAGCUGGAGAUUUAAGACCAUGACUCUUAAUCUUCUUUAUAGACCAUAGUUUGUCACAACUUUGGUUAAAGGGUGUGGGGAUGGGAUAUGGGAGAUGCUAAAACCAUAAAAGUGGAAUGAAUUAAAACCAACAUUUUUACACACACAGUUCUGCAGUUACCAGUAUUACGGUUUUCAUUUACAUGAACUUGGUUUUGAUUAAGAUAAUACUGUGUCCAAGAGUGAUAUUUUAUUUGGUGUGGUUCUACAUAGUCAGCAGGAAAUUUCUGAAAAUGUUUGGGAUGGGGGGAGGGGAGGGGGUUGUUGAAUCCUGUAUUGCUGGAUGACGCUGUUUCAGGAAUUUAACUUGUAGUGUUUUAACUACUACAAAAAUGAUCCUAAGAUGCUGAUGGAAAUCUACAGUAUUUAGUGCAGGGUUUUGGUUACAUUCAUUCAGCAGGUUUAUAUGCUAAUGGCAGUACAGGGGGUUUGAUCCAACAGAGACUGCUUAACAAUCAGCUACAGGAAUAGGACAUUUUGGGGAAACUGCUCUCUUCCUGAGAGUUAGAUGAGAAGAUUGAUGCCACUCCUGUAAUGGAGAUGAAAAGUUAGCUUAGCACAAGGACUGGAAAUGGGAGGAAGCAGCUCGCCAAUCUCUGUCCAAAGGCAGCAAAGAAUUCCUACACGGCCACUAAUUACCACAUUAUUAUCUUGUUUGUGUAAGCUGUACAAAAACUAAAGUGUACAAAUGAUACAUUGUGGUUUUAGACUCCAGGAAGUUACAGCCCCCGGCAAAGAAAAAGUCCAGCACAAACUCCUAGGAAAACCACAAUACAUGAUUUUACGCUUGGUUUGCUUUGUAUGGAAUAAACGAAUGAGAUGUAAUGUGUUAAUUAGUGCGUUUUAAACAGUGUUCCAAAUUGUUUAAAACACAUGAAUUAAAAUAUGGUGUUUUCAAGGUUUAAAGAGUUUGAAACUGUUUUAUAAUUUUAAAUUUAGGUCAUAUAGGAUGUCAGGCCUACGUAGGAACAGGUGAAACAUUUCUAAAUAUGAUAUUAUAUUUUUGAAUUAGUCACCCUUUUGUAGAAUGCUGCCAUGGGACAAAAUUUGGGUUGUUUAUGAUGCAAUAACAUUUGAUUUAAUGUGAUGAAGAUUUGAUCAGUGUUGGAAAAGCUCGAAAAGGCUUUAAUUUCACUUUUGGCGGAACCCUAUUUAAAGGUGUUUCUAUAUUUACCGUUCAGAUCUUCUCACCUAACUCUACAUAGGAGUAAAUAAGUUUGUAUUUACCUGAAUGUCAGACUAUUCCUUUAACCACACAGAAAGAGAGACUGGCCAUCUUAGCUUCCAUCUGUCCAUCAUUAUAAAUAUCAUUACACACUCCAUCUGUGCUGUUUUAAGAACUAUAACUUCAACAGUGUUCAAUGUCAAGGUCAGAACUUGUGAUGCUGUUCGGACACCUGCACACCAUACAUAACAUCAGUAAAAAUCUUCAGUUGAAAUUAGAAAAACUGACAUCUUUGCUGUUUGACCGGUCUCUCUAUCUCUCUCUCUCUCUCUCUUUCUCUCUCGCUCUCUCGCUCUCUCUCUCUCUCUCUCUCUCUCUCUCUCUCUCUUACUUACUGUGUGAUGGCCCCGCUACAAUCCUGAGUGCUGUAUUAUUGUGUGCUGUUGUCGUUCCUCAUUUGUGUGUACACUGAGGGAACAGCACCGUGCUGUGUUACUGUGUAAUGCAUCACACUGCAGACACAUGCAGUCAUUUCUACCAUUGGUACAGUGUAAAACACUUCUUCAACACCACCAUGCUGUUUGAAACACGACAGACUUUAAGUUGUGUUGAUGUGAAUUUUAUUUUAUUUUUUGGAAAUAAUAACACUGACAGCGUCUGGAGAGUGUAGUGUGAAGGCUUGAGGUGUGUUCAGGCUAUUUGCUGCAUUCCUCAUUUCAUUCCUAGUACGCCUAAUGAUGACUGGACUGCUUUCUGCAAUAAAAGAAAAUAAUCCUCUAAA